Messenger RNA from Paramecium primaurelia, 380 nucleotides. NCBI's taxonomy places the organism in Eukaryota, Ciliophora, Oligohymenophorea, Peniculida, Parameciidae. The record is from the annotation of a GenBank genome assembly.
AUGGUAUAAAAAAAGUGUAUAAGCUAAAAAUAUGAAUACUACCUAAUAGAUAAACUAGGAUCUGGAAGCUUUGCAUAAGUUGGAAUGGGAAAAAUAUAUUAACAAAUGAAGUAGUUGCAAUUAAUGCAAUCUAAAAAUCUGUUCUGUCUAAAUAUGAGUAGUCUUUCUUAAUUAAUAUUUUAGUGAAGGCAUCAAUUAAAUACAAUUAGAAGUUAAAAUACUCCAAAAAUUAGCUAAUCUCACAAAAUAAACAAUUUUUCCUUUUAUUAAUCGAAUAUAUGAAUUUAUAGAAACUGCUAAUUACUUUUAUAUUAUUUUGGAGUUCUGCAAUUAAGGAGAUAUAGAAAUAAAAAAAGAUUGAAUAAAGAGAAGCUAUUUGA